Molecule: messenger RNA, 774 nt
Organism: Xiphias gladius (swordfish)
Lineage: Eukaryota; Metazoa; Chordata; Actinopteri; Istiophoriformes; Xiphiidae
Gene: pdcb
Product: phosducin b
Exons: 4
Coding region: 64-774 (236 amino acids)
Biological process (GO): regulation of G protein-coupled receptor signaling pathway
Source: RefSeq, a predicted model, not a curated record
GGUUAGCUACAGACACAAAGAGAGGACUUCACUGUGACUGUGGGAGGCAGCUAACCAGCAAAAAUGUCUGACAGAGUGAUUGAUUUGGAAGAGACCGUGACCCACACAGGUCCAAAAGGAGUCAUCAAUGACUGGAGGAAGUUUAAGCUGGAAAGCAUGGACCAAGAAAACUUGCCACCUGCGAAAAGGGAACUGCUCAGACAGAUGUCAUCCCCUAACAGGCCAAAAGAUGACUCCAGAGCAAACCUUAACCGCAAGAUGAGUGUCCAAGAGUAUGAACUGCUUAAGGAGGAGGACGAGGGAUGUCUAAAGAAAUACAGGCGGAGGUGCAUGCAGGAGAUGCAUGAUAAGCUCAGCUUCGGGCCCAAGUUUGAAAGUGUGCAUGACCUGGACAGUGGAGAGGCCUUCCUAGAAGUCAUUGAGAAAGAGCAUCACAGCACAGUGGUGGUGGUCCACAUCUAUAAGGUUGGAGUCAAAGGUUGUGAGGAGAUAAACCACUGCCUUGACUGCCUGGCCACAGAGUACCCCACUGUAAAGUUCUGCAGGAUCGAUGCGGUUGCAUCAGGCGCUGCCGAGCGGUUCUCAGAUGAAGUUUUGCCUACGCUGCUGGUAUACAAGGCUGGAGAACUACUUGGGAACUUCUUGGCCUGCACACAGCACCUAAACGAGGAGUUCUUCGCCACUGAUGUGGAGGCUUUCCUGAACAGCUAUGGCCUGUUGCCGGAGAAAGAGCUGCCUGGCUUGGAAGAUGAAGAGGAAAACGAUGUAGAGUAA